AUGAAUCUGUCGCUCCUGAAGAACUUCCUCAACGCCCAGAUCGCCCAAGGGGAGGAGGCGCGCCCACCGGACGGCCUCCCGCCCUUCUCUUGUCGCUUCCCACCGGCCCUCUGGCAGGUGCCAGUGCUGCUUCGGCAGAGCUUGGGAGUUUUGAGGGUUCAGGGUUUUGGGGGUUGUUGUGCGUUCUGGGAGUUUUAG
This is a messenger RNA of Symbiodinium sp. CCMP2592, 198 nucleotides long. NCBI's taxonomy places the organism in Eukaryota, Dinophyceae, Suessiales, Symbiodiniaceae. The record is from the annotation of a GenBank genome assembly.